AUACUUUCUCAGAACACAGGAGACGAAGUGUGAAACUUAAAGCAUAAUUUAAGGGUAUUUCGUUUAGUGUUUAGAGUUAAUACUCUCAAUGUUCUGGAAACAGAAGAAAAGUAUGUUGCAGGUAUUAGCAUAUUCCAUUUUUUUCUACGGUCAACUAACAAUUAAAAAAAGAGAGUUCAAAGCCACUCUUGUAUCUGUGACUAACUCUUCUUUGACUUGGUCCUUCACAACCUUCCCCCACGGCCGUGCCAACGAAACACUCACAUAUAAAAGUAUUAGGAAACCUUUUAAACAAUCGAAGCCCUUCAGAAUCUAAACCCUCAAAGUGAAUAUUCAAAUGCACGUGUCCUAGUUCAUUUGAUUCGAGUGUUAGAUAGAUCAUUCGGUAUCGUGUUUUUUGUCUUCGCCACGUUGAAUAUUCGUAUUUUCUGUUUUUCAUUUUUCCUUCUCCAUCUCCAACUUGUUUUUCCUCUCUAGACAAGAACACACUUUCCAGAAGAUAAAAUCUUAUCAUGUACAAUCUCCUCAAUUCUUUUCUGUUUUUUUUCUUCCUCUUUUCCUUAUUUCACCAUCUUCCUUGUGCUCUAAGUCAACAAGAGCAUACGUUAUGUGAGACUAUGUUUCACUGUGGGAACAUCACAGCUGGUUUCCCCUUCUCAGGUGGGAACCGUCACGAAAGUUGCGGUCAUUCAUUGCUCAAGCUUCGCUGCAGCAAAAACACAACGUCUUUAAUCAUCUCAAACCAUCCGUACGAGGUUCUCCACAUAGAUGAAGCAUCUAAAACUCUUAGACUUGCCAUAGCAGAUCUUCGAGAUUCUUUUUGCAACGCUACAUUCGCAGAUGCAACCUUGCCUCCCGAAAUAUUUGAGCUUUCGCAGAUGUACAAGAACCUCACUGUUUUCCACCACUGCGACUCUAAGUUUCCUUACCGUUCGAGUUAUACAUGUCCUGGUAUAGGUCCUAUCGUAGUGUCUGAAACCCGUGACCGUGAUUUUCAUGACUCCUGCGGUGAAUGUUUCACAGUUAUCGUUCCUAAGAGCUUUGUUCCGGAAGAGAAAGAGUUGAACAUGACUAAUUUGGAAAGUGUUUUAAGUAAAGGAUUUGAGGUGAAGGUGAAGAAGAUUGAUGAGAAAGCGUGUCAAGAAUGUUCAUCCAAUCAUGGAACCCAUCAACCUAGUGGUAUGUUUCUUAUAUAACCUCAUCGUUUCAUAGUCAUCUCCUUUAUUAAUUAUACGGGUUAAGACCCGCGCCUUACGCGGGAUAAACAUUAUAUAUAUAAAUUAUUUUAUAUAUUAUAUGUUUAUAACAUAUUAUGAAAUAAUAAAUAUAUAUUGAAUAAUUAAAAAGUCAUUAUCUACUACUUAUAUAAUUAAAU
Brassica napus (rape) is the source of this 1375-nucleotide messenger RNA. Its product is annotated as LEAF RUST 10 DISEASE-RESISTANCE LOCUS RECEPTOR-LIKE PROTEIN KINASE-like 2.8. NCBI's taxonomy places the organism in Eukaryota, Viridiplantae, Streptophyta, Magnoliopsida, Brassicales, Brassicaceae. The transcript has a single exon. Gene Ontology annotation, molecular function: polysaccharide binding. The record is from RefSeq and is a predicted model, not a curated record. The coding region runs from base 513 to 1196 and encodes 227 amino acids.